This is a messenger RNA of Leishmania mexicana MHOM/GT/2001/U1103, 1101 nucleotides long. RefSeq names its product 2-aminoethylphosphonate:pyruvateaminotransferas e-like protein. Lineage: Eukaryota; Euglenozoa; Kinetoplastea; Trypanosomatida; Trypanosomatidae. The coding region runs from base 1 to 1101 and encodes 366 amino acids. The transcript has a single exon. Gene Ontology annotation, molecular function: 2-aminoethylphosphonate:pyruvate transaminase activity. Gene Ontology annotation, biological process: organic phosphonate catabolic process. The record is from RefSeq and is a predicted model, not a curated record.
AUGACCUCGGAUACGGUGAAGAAUGCCAUGCUAACUGACUACGCCAGCCGGGAUGUUCGCUUUGUACAAGCAGUGAAGCUCAUCCGCGAGGAGCUCAUUUCCAUUUCGGGAUUAGACCCCCAAAAGUGGGCGUGCAUCCUGCAGCAGGGUUCUGGAUCGAUGGGCAUCGAGGCAGCCAUCUCCACCAUUUUUCCGCGCACGGGUGGGAAGUUCUUCCUCAUCAACUCUGGCAAGUACUCGGAGAAGCAGGCGUAUGUGGUGAAGAGGCUGCAGUUCCCGAUGGUGAUGCUGAAGAUGGGUGAAGGUGAGGAGCUAAAGAUGAGUGCUCUGGAAGCUAUCAUCCGCGCCAACCCUGACAUCACAACUGUGGGCCUCGUCCACCACGAGACUAGCACCGGAAUGCUCUACCCAGCCGAGCGAAUAGCAGAGGUAGUUCGCCGCGAGUUGCCCAAGGCCAAGAUUAUCAUUGACAGCAUCAGCGCCUUUGGCGGCAUCCCGUGCGACUACGAAAAUGCUUGUGACGUGCUCGUUGCCGCGCCGAACAAGUGCUUGCACAGCGUGCCUGGAAUCUCCAUCAUCCUGGCCCGCCGCUUGCUAAUCGAGGCCGCGAAGGGGUGCGCACGGAGUGCGACUCUUGACCUUAGCAUGCAGCUGAUGUCGUUCGACAGGAGUGGUCAGUUCGCCGUUACACCGCCGGUGCACGUUGUUAUGGCGCUGCGGCAGGCCCUUGUGGAGUACAAGCGUGACGGCGGCUUGGCAGGGAGGCAAAAGGCGUACCAGGCGAAGGCACAGCUUGUGCGCGAAGCUGUGAAAGCGAUGGGCUUCACGCUUUUCUUGGACGAAAGCAAGCCGAGCUGCGCCGACAUUGUGGUGUGCGUGAACAUGCCCACGGAUCCGCGCUGGAACUUCAAGAGGUUUUACACCUACCUCAACGAGCGCGGUCUCAUUAUCUACCCUGGCAAGGCGUCGCAUGCCGAGACGUUCCGCUUCGGCAUCAUUGGGCAUACUUCACUUGCCAACUGCGACCGCCUCAUGAAGUGCGCCAAGGAAGCGCUGGAAUCCAUGCGCAUUGACCACCUCCAGACAAAGAGCAACAUGUAA